CGGAAGUCCCGUAUGUGUGUGUUCCGUUAACUUGACGCCGGUCCUCGGUGAUAACAGAGGCACCGAUUCCUCUGGAAAUACCGGCCAGAUUCGGCAUUUUCCAGCCGGUAAAGCAGCAGAAAUGAGAGACAGGAGGAUUUAACGUUGACUAACGGACCCGCGGGGCGUGAAAAAGAGAUGCUGAUUCGCCCGCUGACUCUGUGUGACGACAGGGGGCGGGGCCUGACUGCGGUGGCUCCGCCCCCUGCGCUCCCAUUGGCUGAUGAGGGUGAUGACGACACAGAGACACAAACAGGAGGUUUUCUCCCCCCUCCCCCCUCUCUCCUCCCCCCUCCCUCUUCAUCCCUUCCCCCUCCCUCCUCCUCCCCCCCUGCUCCUUCUCUUUCUUCUUCCCCCGUCCCUCCAUCCUUCCUCUGUCUCCCCCCCCCUCCCCCUGUCUCUUUUACCCCCCCUGCCCCCCCCCCUCCGUGCUGCUCCUGCUCCUCCCUGCUUCCGCGCCUCCUCUCGGCUCACCGCUCCGAGGUUCGGCGCCUCCUGCGAGGAGCGCUGGCGUCUCUGGGCCGCCGACUGGACUCUCUGGAGAGGAGGAGCCAGAGGAGGAGGAAGAGGAGGAGAGGAGAAGAGGAGGAGAAGGAGGAGGAGGAGAGGAGGAGGAGGAGGAGGAGGAGGAGGAGAGGAGAAGAGGAGGAGGAGGAGGAGGAGGAGAGGAGCCAGAGGAAGAGGAAGAGGAGGAGGAGGAGGAGGAGAGGAGAAGAACAUGAGGAAGCAGACCCUUCUCCAGGUUCAGCUGCUCUCCCCGCCAUCCCCCCCACUCCCUUUAGCCCCGCCCCUUCCUGUAGUCCCACCCCUUCCUGUAGUCCCGCCCACCUGUCUCCUGUCACUUCCUCGUCUUCCUCAGACAGUGAGGACUCGGUCCUGUCCCCUCUGUCCUCUGGUUCCAGCCAAUCAGAGCCGAGGAAGAGGAAGAGCAGAGGCAGAGAGAACACAGAUGAGGAAGAGGAAGAGCAGCAUGCUGGGAGGUUUGUGGGCCGGAUGGCGUUCUCCUCCCGAGGAGGGGGGGGGCAGGAGGCGCGGCUCACUCUGCACAAGUUCCCCCCCAGGAAGCAGCGAAGAAGAGAGGGGGGAGCAGCCGGCCAAUCACAGAAGGAUGUCAGUGUCGUCAGGCAGAACGGUUACACGAGCUCCUUUUCCCAGCAUGCCUUGCUCCUGCAGCCAGCCCAGAGCCAAUCAGAAGCUCUGGACUUUUCUUCGGGACGAUGGCGUUUCUGUGACGUCCCGCCUCCUGUCGCCCUCUCCUCCAAUCACGGGGCUCUCCACAUCUGGUGCCUGGUCUCCUUUAGCCCCGCCCCCAUGCUGCGGCUCUCAGCGGUUGCCGUGGAGACGCUGUCGGAGUUAGUGAGGGGGGGGGCUUGUGUGCGUCCGCUAAGACCGCUGAGAGACUGGACGGCCCCGCCAAGUCUCAGCAUUGACCACUGUUACGUGCGAACGCCUAAACCGAGUCCGGCCUUUUCUGCCCGGCGACAGCAAAAACAGAGAGCCAAUCACAGCUCCCGGAGCCUCCACACCCCCUGGCGACGGGCCCUCCCCCUGCCCCUGUGUUCAGCCAAUGGCCUGCCUGCUCCGCUGGCCGUCGUCCAAUCAGCAGCCAGCUCCCAGUUCCUCAGCUCAAAUGAAGAGCGAGGGAAACGAGUCUCUCAGAUACGAAUCCGCCGGGCGUCGCCACGGGAAACGCUGCUGACCCCGAUGGGACUACCAAAGGUCAAAAGGUUAAAGAAGAAGGAGUUCAGUCUGGAGGAGAUUUACACCAACAAGAACUACAAAUCCCCCUCCACCAACAGGAGUCUGGAGACGAUCUUCGAGGAGCCGCGGGAGAAGGACGGAGCUCUGCUCCUGAUUGGCCAGCAGAGGAGGCGCAGGCUCCUCCUCUUCCCCGACUUCACGCAGCCGCGGAAGAGGAAGAGGGCGGGACUUCCUGUUGCCAUGGCGCCCAGGAAGCGUAUGGCGGCGCGGCGCCACGGCAACGGAGGCGGAGAGGACGCGGACGCUGACGUGAUGCUGCUGCAGCGACUCAGCGCGCUGGAAGACUUCCUGACGCAGCAGGGCCUGGACCUGUGACAUCACUUCCUGUCAGCUGACUGGAGGCUGCUCGCUGCUACCGCUGCGUUACCAUGGUUACCCUGGUGAUGCCGUCAGCACGUCGGUCUGAUGAAGCGGCUUUUUACUUUGUUUGGACAGUUUAGACUGUUUUUAAAAUGUGAAACUUCUGAAGUAUUUAAUGUUUUUAACAGUUUUUAACAUUCAGGAGGCCCCUCCCACACGCACAUAGGCCACGCCCACACAAUAGGCCACACCUACAUCAGAGGCCCCUCCCACACACACCAUAGUCCACGCCUAUUACCACAGGCCCCUCCCACACACCAUAGGCCACGCACCACAGGCCACACACGCACCAUAGGGCACGCCCACAUCAUGUAUCAUAGGCCCCUCCCACAUCAUGCAUUAUAGGCCCCGCCCACAUCAUGACUCAGAGGUCAUGAUGUGGGCGGGGCCUCUGAUGUGGGCGGGGCCUCGCGACACCACAGGACUUUAAUUUUACUUUUGUUUCCCAAAAUAUAAAAAGACUUCACUGUAGAACUCCGAGUACUCUGAGUAUUAGUACUUUAAAGUGUAAUAUAUAUUUCUGCUGACAAUGUUUCUAUUUUUGAACCAAUAAAGUUUGUUUCUGCUCAC
Molecule: messenger RNA, 2730 nt
Organism: Sander lucioperca (pikeperch)
Lineage: Eukaryota; Metazoa; Chordata; Actinopteri; Perciformes; Percidae
Product: serine/arginine repetitive matrix protein 1
Exons: 10
Coding region: 178-2115 (645 amino acids)
Source: RefSeq, a predicted model, not a curated record